This is a messenger RNA of Xenopus laevis (African clawed frog), 690 nucleotides long. RefSeq names its product guanine nucleotide binding protein (G protein), gamma transducing activity polypeptide 1 L homeolog (gene gngt1.L). Lineage: Eukaryota; Metazoa; Chordata; Amphibia; Anura; Pipidae. Gene Ontology annotation, cellular component: plasma membrane; heterotrimeric G-protein complex. Gene Ontology annotation, biological process: G protein-coupled receptor signaling pathway. Gene Ontology annotation, molecular function: G-protein beta-subunit binding. The record is from RefSeq and is marked provisional.
CAGGGACAACAUAUAUAUAAUCCCUUUGCUUUUCUCUUUCAACAAACAGCUAGCUGCUAUUGUUGGACUGGCUUUGGGAAGGUGGACGAGGAGGCUGUUGGAAAGGAAAUAGCUACUUCAGGGAAUUCGGACUCUGGAGCACAGAAGCACAAAAAAUGCCGGUCAUCAACAUAGACGAUUUAACAGAAAAGGAUAAAGCAAAAAUGGAAGUUGAACAACUCAAGAAAGAAGUUAAACUGGAGCGACAGCUGGUUUCCAAAAUGUGUGAGGAAAUUAAAACCUACAUCGAGGACAAGUCUGGAGAAGAUCCACUCGUCAAGGGUAUUCCUGAAGACAAGAACCCAUUCAAGGAGAAAGGAGGCUGUGUGAUUGCCUAAAAUCUUCUAGGUCUGUAAUCUUCAGUCAAAUAAGUUGGUUUAGACCACCUGGCUCAACUGGCACAUGAAGAACCCCCCUGUAUGCUGCACUGUAUGGAAAGAGAAUGACUUACAACUGUCCGCCCCCUUUAUGCUUCUACACUUAACUGCUUCGGGCGAUAACCCAACCGCACCGCGUUGAGGACAUAACGUUUUAUUCAGUCCUAGGCCCCAGGGGUAACAUGUUGCUUUGCGGGUUGUACUAGUUUCUUUUAAUAAAAUAUCUGUAAAUCCUGUUAAUGACCUAUUUUCUAGAAUAAAAUAAUAAGUUGUA